CUCACUGCUGCCUGCCUGACCUCGCUCCCAGUCCUGCUGCACAGACUCUAGGCUCAGAGCUCGAGACCUCAGGAUGGGGGAUGAGGAGAAGCGCAACAGGGCCAUCACGGCCCGGAGACAGCACCUGAAGAGUGUGAUGCUCCAGAUUGCGGCCACAGAGCUGGAGAAAGAGGAAAGCCGCCGUGAAUCCGAGAAGCAGAACUACCUGUCCGAGCACUGCCCACCUCUGCAUAUCCCAGGCUCCAUGUCUGAAGUGCAGGAACUUUGCAAACAACUGCAUGCGAAGAUUGAUGUGGCUGAGGAGGAGAAAUACGACAUGGAGGUGAAGGUGCAGAAGAGCAGCAAGGAGCUGGAAGACAUGAACCAGAAGCUAUUUGACCUGAGGGGCAAGUUCAAGAGGCCCCCACUUAGGAGGGUGCGUAUGUCGGCUGAUGCCAUGCUGAAGGCAUUGCUGGGCUCUAAGCACAAGGUGUGCAUGGACCUGAGGGCCAACCUGAAGCAGGUCAAGAAGGAGGACACCGAGAAGGAGCGGGACCUGCGUGAUGUGGGUGACUGGAGGAAGAAUAUUGAGGAGAAAUCUGGCAUGGAGGGCCGGAAGAAGAUGUUUGAGUCUGAGUCCUAACUGCCCACUGCCCCACCCCACCCCCCCCCCCCACAGGUGGAGCACCCCACAGCCAGGCUGGGAGUACCCAGGCCUCAUGCCAAUAAAGGAUUCACAUC
Molecule: messenger RNA, 720 nt
Organism: Myodes glareolus (Bank vole)
Lineage: Eukaryota; Metazoa; Chordata; Mammalia; Rodentia; Cricetidae
Source: RefSeq, a predicted model, not a curated record